UCUACAGGUGGCCUGAUAAACACCAGCUUGAAACUUCUGUUUUUGUACUCAAAAUUUCAAAUUCAAUUUCAACUUAAGAAAUAAUUUCAACUUAAGAAAUCUCUCUAUGAUUUAUUUUUCGUUAAGACCUAUCACAACACGCUUUCUGUCCAUGGUUUAUCUUAUCUUUUCAACACUACUGCUAGACUGGAACCUCCAAUCAUUGAUCACUCACUUGUGUCUUCUUCAAAUCUCUUAAUUUCCUCAAUUGGGUUUCUUAAUCUUCUAGUUUCCUCAACUGGGUCGAUCCCAUUUUUCACUAGAAUCGCUUCUACAUCUUGAAAAAUAUUAGUCAAGUCAUAUCGAACACUUCUAUGGCCUCUGUUGUGUCUCUUCCUUUCGUUAUAGAAACAGGAGCAGAAAGUUCUGUGCUUGUUCAAAGUAAAAGGCAACAUCGACCCAGUUCUGUUUUUGCCUCAUUUAGGCAGAGAAAGCCCCCAGUUUUCGGGGUAUUUAAUAACUCAAUAUGCCGUUUUUCAUUGUGUUUUGAUAAAAGAGGACAUUUAUCGAGGAUUAAGCAUGUGAAAGCAAUGGGAAGAGACUCUAUGGGAGGUGAAGGUGGUAAUGAUUCUGAGGAUGCACUUGAGGCCGCCAUUGAAAAAAGCAAGAAGAUUCUGUCUAGUCAAAGACACAUUCUUCAACAGAUUGCUGAAAGAAGGAAAUUGAUAUCAUCCAUAAAAGGUACCGUUGCUGAUCAAGAAGAAGGCAAAGUUUCUAGCGAACAAAGGGAGAACUCUUUUCCGGAUUUGGAUCUUACUUCAACCAGUGAUAGCAAUGUAAUUGAAGAACAAAAUGUUAGCCUUCUUCCAAGCAAAUAUGCUAACACAACUGCCAAUGAGGUACCAGAUUUUGCCUCUUCAGCUGCUACCAGAGGUUUUGACGUGGGUGGGAAGGCAUCUUUGUCUCCUAAAGACACUUCCUUUAAUAUAGAUUCCCCCAAUCAGUUGGAAGACACUAGUACAGGGUCCACCAGGUCUGAUGACCUGCCAUCUUUUCUUGCACAUACCUCUGAAACCUCUGGUCAGAAGAAGGAAGAAUUCCUCUCUUCAGUUGUUACCAGAGGUUCUGAUGUAGGUGGGAAGGUGUCUGGAAAAAGUUUGUCUCAUAAAGAGGCAUCCCUUAAUAUAGAUUCCCCCAAACAAUUGAAAGGCACUGAUACACGGUGGUCCAAUGAACAGCCAGCUUUUCUUGCUCAUUCCUAUGAAACUUCUAGUCAGAAGGAUGAAGAGUAUGAAGAUCUGAAGGUUCCAAGUUUACAAGGGCUUACCAGUGAGACAAAUGAUCAUGUCACUAAAGAUGUGAAAUCUCCUUCAUUGGCUGGAGAAAAAGCCAUGCCUGACAAGUUGAAGGACACUAAGUCAGGGGUAGCUCAGUCUGGUGAACUGCCAUCUUUUCUUCAGCUUAGCCCGGAAACUUCCCUUUCAAUGGAUGAAGAGCAUAGAGAUUCAAGGGGUUCAAGUACACAAGCCAGUGAGGCCACUGAUUCUGCCAUUGAAGAUGCAAAACCCCCUCCAUUGGCUGGAGCAAAUGUAAUGAACAUUAUAUUGGUAGCUACAGAAUGUGCUCCAUGGUCUAAGACAGGUGGGCUUGGAGAUGUUGUUGGGGCUUUACCGAAGGCAUUGGCCCGGCGUGGACACAGGGUCAUGGUUGUGGCUCCACGUUAUGGCAACUAUGCUGAAGGUCAAGAUUCUGGAGUCCGAAAAAGGUAUAAGGUGGAUGGCCAGGAUAUGGAAGUAGCAUAUUACCAGGCCUAUAUUGAGGGUGUGGAUUUUGUUUUCAUCGACGGUCCUUUGUUUCGCCACAAAGAGAAUGAUAUCUAUGGAGGAAAGCGGGAGGAUAUUCUAAAAUGCAUGGUAUUGCUUUGCAAGGCAGCUGUUGAGGUACCUUGGUAUGUUCCAUGCGGUGGUGUCUGCUAUGGGGAUGGAAAUUUGGUUUUUAUUGCAAAUGAUUGGCAUACUGCACUGCUUCCUGUGUAUUUGAAGGCAUACUAUCGAGACAAUGGUUUAAUGAUGUAUACAAGAUCCGUGCUUGUUAUUCAUAACAUAGCUCACCAGGGUCGGGGGCCUGUGACAGAUUUUUCCUAUACAGAUCUUCCAGGACAUUACUUGGACCUUUUUAAACUGUAUGACCCCGUUGGCGGUGAGCACUUCAAUAUCUUUGCAGCUGGUUUAAAGACCGCAGAUCGUGUGGUUGCUGUUAGUCAUGGAUAUGCUUGGGAGGUUAAAACUGUUGAAGGUGGUUGGGGUUUGCACAAUAUCAUGAACGAGGUAGACUGGAAAUUGAGUGGCAUAGUGAAUGGGAUUGAUACAAAAGAUUGGAACCCAAGGUACGACGUCCACCUUAGGUCAGAUGGUUACACUAACUACUCAAUGGAGACGCUGCAAACUGGCAAGCUGCAGUGCAAGGCAGCCUUACAGAAAGAGCUUGGUUUACCUGUACGUGAGGAUGUCCCACUAAUAGGUUUCGUUGGGAGGCUUGAUCACCAAAAGGGUGUUGAUCUUAUAGCUGGGGCAAUUCCAUGGAUGAUGGAGCAGAAUGUGCAACUAGUCAUGUUGGGUACUGGCAGAGAAGACUUAGAACAGAUGCUGAGGAACUUUGAAAACCAGCACAAAGACAAAGUCAAGGGAUGGGUUGGUUUUUCUGUGAAGACAGCUCACAGGAUAACUGCAGGUUCAGACAUCUUGUUAAUGCCAUCUAGAUUUGAGCCUUGUGGAUUGAACCAGCUCUAUGCUAUGAGUUAUGGGACGAUUCCAGUUGUUCAUUCUGUAGGAGGAUUGAGAGACACUGUGCUGCCUUUUGAUCCAUUCAAUGAAUCAGGGCUCGGUUGGACAUUUGAUAGUGCUGAUGCAAGUAAGCUGAUACACGCGUUAGGAAACUGUUUCUGCACUUAUCGAGACUACAAAGAGAGUUGGGAAGGACUCCAGAGAAGAGGGAUGAUGCAGGAUCUUAGUUGGGACAAUGCUGCCCGGAAGUAUGAGGAGGUCCUCGUCGCUGCCAAAUACCAAUGGUGAGGCAUCAGAGUUUGAGGCGUCAGAGUAAUCUGACAAAAUUUUGAGCCCCCCAACUUGAAGCCAGCAGUUCUUUAGUCUUUUAAGCUUUUCUAGUCAAGGAGGCCUAGUUAUUCCGAUACAAGCUCUGCAACCCUUUUUACCUUUCGAAACUUUUCAGUGUAAUUAGCUUCAUAACAUGCAACAGUUUUUAUCAUUUCAGGUUGUGAUAUAAAUUGUAUGCAGUGUAAAAUGCUGUUGACUAGUGACAGACUGCAUGGCUGGACUGGAAUGCAGCUUUGUUCAUUCUCCUUUUUUUAUCGCAUGAUGUUGUUGGAA
Messenger RNA from Mangifera indica (mango), 3365 nucleotides. Its product is annotated as starch synthase 2, chloroplastic/amyloplastic-like. The record is from RefSeq and is a predicted model, not a curated record. NCBI's taxonomy places the organism in Eukaryota, Viridiplantae, Streptophyta, Magnoliopsida, Sapindales, Anacardiaceae. Gene Ontology annotation, molecular function: alpha-1,4-glucan glucosyltransferase (UDP-glucose donor) activity. Bases 354 to 3050 code for a protein of 898 amino acids. The transcript is spliced from 8 exons.